Stylophora pistillata is the source of this 3730-nucleotide messenger RNA. RefSeq lists its product as uncharacterized. Gene Ontology annotation, cellular component: membrane. Gene Ontology annotation, biological process: detection of mechanical stimulus. The record is from RefSeq and is a predicted model, not a curated record. Gene Ontology annotation, molecular function: calcium ion binding; calcium channel activity; protein binding. NCBI's taxonomy places the organism in Eukaryota, Metazoa, Cnidaria, Anthozoa, Scleractinia, Pocilloporidae.
CAGAAGGCGAGGGUUUUGUACUUCCACCCAACAUGAGGAAGGCAUUUGGGGAAAUAGACUUAGAUUCAAUUGACUUUCAGCUUAUUCAUACCAAGUUCAAUCCAUAUCUGUGGCAUCAAACUCACCAAGAAGUGAGGUCAGAAAUACUGAGCCUCGAGUUUAGUGACGAUAACGGAAAUGUAUUCCCUGUUGGAGGAGAUGACGUCGACAUCGAUAUCGACAUCAAAAUACCCCUCCUUUCCGGCAACGCGUCUUCAAAUAAUUUUUUCAUCAGACCACUCACCAUGCGAUACCAUAUCGUCGCGCUUGAUGACAUUUCUGAUUCCAUCAUCCUCGAAGUUAAACCAAUCAACAGAAGUCUAAUGAUGGUGGUGUAUGUUAAACAUGGAGGGCGACCAACUUUGAACGACUUUGAUUUUUACGCUGUUAUUCCUGAUUACUCUUCCUGCCGUUAUGAUGCUCUCAAUGGUAAUUUGGUCCUUAAGUGUGUCACAAGUCCAUACGAAGUCAUGUCUACUAGAGAUUUUAACCAGACGGGUCUAUACUAUGUCGGCGUGUUGUAUAUUGAAAAGAGUCAGCUAAAUCACACCCGAACUAGACGGUCAUGCUUCGGAAGAAAGAGACAGAGAAGGGACUGUGUUGAGCCAAAGCCUCCUCCAGUGAGAGGGAUUGAGUACAAUAGAACAUUAACCUAUAAUCCCGCUACUGAUCAGAACUACAGUGUCAAAGUUCAGAAAUACAGCUGUUAUUAUUUCUCUUUGACACAAAACAGGUGGAGUAAGGACGGCUGCAAGGUCGGUGAUGAGACGAACGAACAACUACUUCACUGUAGGUGUAACCACCUUACUGCGUUCGCCGGUGGUUUCCUCAUUGCACCAAAUCCAAUUGAUUUCGACAAAGUCUUUGUAGAGUUUACUAGACUCGGUGAAACAGGAAAUUAUGUGGUGCUUUCAACUGUCUGCGCCAUUUUUGGUGUGUAUUUGUUGGUGAUUAUUUGGGCGAGAAAAGCAGAUAUGUUAGAUGAAAGAAAGUUGGGUCCAACUGUGAAUAUAAAAUCCAACGCGAACAGCGCACACAAAUAUGAUGUGACCAUAAUUACCGGUGUGUGGAGACAAGCUGGCACAUCCUCAAGCGUGUUUGCUAAAUUCUACGGAACUGAAAAUUGUACUAAGGAUGUCAACUUGACUGGCAACGGUCCACCAGGAAGAAAACUGUUUGCAAGAGGCAGUAUCGAUAGGUUCGUCCUUCACUGUGACAGUCCGCUCGGAAGUGUGUUUAAAGUUGAAAUGUGGCAUGAUAACAGUGGAAAAAAUUCUUCUUGGUUCCUGGAUCAAGUUCACAUCGUUGAAAGAAGUACAGGAGAAAAGUGGGAUUUCUUUCAUCAUAAUUGGCUGGCACUUCACAAAGGUAAUGGAACAACUACUGUGACUCUCAUGUCCCAUGAUAAUGGUCAGCACAGCCCAGGGUUUAAAAGUAUGUUUCACUCAUUGGCUGCAGCAGAGCUGGCCGAUUAUCACAUCUGGGCUUCCGUCGUUGCCAGACCACCACGCAAUUCCUUCACACGCGUUCAGCGUGCCUCUUGUUGCCUUUCUUUUCUGUAUUUGGCAAUGGUAUGUAACGCUAUGUUCUAUCUUGUGGUUGGUGGUUCCGAGGAGUUGAUCCAGAUAGGACCACUGCAAAUGUCCCUCCGCCAGCUAGUUAUUGGAAUUGAAAGUACGUUGAUAGUUACGCCAGUGAGUGUUCUUAUAACUGCAUUAUUCCGCUUCAGGAAGGCAAAAACGAACGGAGAGAGUGAAGAAAGCGACUCAAAUAACAAUCCUUCUGAGAUGUCCUAUGUCAAAAACAAAAAGAAACAAUUUUUACUUCCUCAUACCUUCGUAUAUCCCGCCUGGUUUCUCUGUAUCGCAACAGCAGCCACGGCUGCCUCGUUUACAGUUUUUUACAGCCUUCAAUGGGGUAAAGAAAUUGCUGAUCAAUGGCUAGCUUCGGUCGUGGUAUCCUGUGUUGAAGAUGUUUUUAUCUGGCAGCCUAGUAAAGUCCUGGUAUUAGCUUUGUUACUGAUUCUAAUUUUUCAAAGACCUAAGCCGCCCGAUGAAACUGGAAAUUGCGAUGGUACAUCAUUUUCAGAGGAGAUACAGGAGCAACGUGCCUAUGAAUUACGGAAGGCGAAAUUUUUUAGAUUUGCACGUCAAUUUAUGGCUUUUUUGGCCUUCUAUCUCCUUUUGAUGAUGGUAGCUUAUGGAGACAAGGGUCAUCAUAGGUACCUGAUGACAAAAGCCACCCGUGACGGUUUCGCUUAUUUUUACAAGGUAAAUACGGGCGACAAAAUGUGGGAUUACAUGUUGGGGAAGUUCAUCCAUGACUCUUACGCCGGUGAUUGGUACAAUGGCCAGUUUGAGCCGACGACAGAGUACAUUGGCAACAAAGCUUCUAUGCUCAUUGGAAUGCCUCGCCUUCGACAGUUAAGGAUAGAAGAAGAAUCAUGCAGCGUUGUGAAAGAGCUUAGGGAGAUGAUUUACAAAUGCUACGACUUUUACUCGAUGUCAGAGGAGGAUACAACUCGUCUUUAUCUUCCUCACUGGGUUCAUUUGUCAGAUUCUCAGCUUAGCUGGAACAAUCUAUCACAACUUUGUCCCAGACCUUGGCGUUAUUCAACCGCAGAGGAGCUCAAUAAUUUUCCAUCGUGGGCUCAACAUCACAUAUAUGGCGGUGGGGGAUAUGUUCUCGAUCUGGGAUACGAUAAACCGACUGCCAUCCGUAUGAUGGAGGCUGUGAAAGAGAAGGACUGGAUUGAUAGAAGAACAAGGGCGAUUCUCCUUGAAUUUCAAGUCUUAAACUUAAACACUAAUUUAAUGAGCAUUAUCACUUACCAUUAUGAAGUUCUUCCUCUCGGAUUUGGGCUUACUUACGAAAGGAUCGACACCAUUAAAUUGUUUAAUUUUGAAAGUAUAUCCUAUAGCUUUUACCUAAUGUGCCAGCUGAUAUUUAUUUUUAUGGUACUAGUGUAUAUCACGAUACUUUUAAUCAGACUUUGUCGCGAAGGGGGCGCAUUUUUUAAGCGUAUAUCGAACUGGAUAGAUGUUGGUCAAAUUGUGAGUGCCUUGCUUGCAGUUGUGUUUUACGUUAUGAAAGCUAAGUUUAUGCAUGACAGUAUUCAAGAAGUGCAAAGGAAUCCAUUUGUGACUGUAAGCUUUCAGUUUGCAAUUUUUUGGACUGAGAUGGAGAAUACUGCUCUUUCAUUUGCUUUAUUCAUUGCUACUUUCAAAAUUCUUCACUUCAUUCGACUUAAUCCACAGGUUCAAAUACUAGCGUGGACUUUGGCCAUUGCGAAACAUGACAUUUACUCAAUCAGCGUUCUCUUCGGAAUACUCUUUAUAGCACACGGGCAUUUUGCUUACAUAGUUUUUGGUAGUUCAGUGUUUUCAUUUUCAUCGUUCAUUCGCGCAUUCGCUUCUGAAUUUGAACUAGCACUUGGGAACACCUUUCACGUUGUCCAACUCGAUGAUGUCAAUAGAAUCUUUGGUAAUCUCUUCACAGCCAGUUUUAUGGUCACCCUUGCAAUUCUUCUGGUCAAUAUUUUUGUUUCUAUUCUUGAUAUCAAUUUACACGAUGUAAAGGACGACGAAGAGAAGCUUGAAGAAGCAUAUGGUAUGGCAGAAUUUAUCAAAACGCUUUUAUUUGGCCUGGAUCGUAAGAAAGAGGAAGAUACUGGGUUGUAAAUUUUCCAUCA